AUGGCUACAAAUUCUUACGAGCCCGUUAUUGGAGAGGAAUUAAAUUACAAAGGAGUUUUGCUUCCUCCUCCAUUCAAGGAUGCCAAGAUUAAUUCAGAAGAUAAUUUGAUUGAACAAGACAUUAAUAUUGAUCCUAAAAAGUUACAUCCGCUCACUCCUGAAGUCAUUUCUCGUCAAGCCACCAUCAAUAUUGGUACCAUUGGACACGUGGCCCACGGUAAAUCAACAGUGGUGCGAGCCAUCUCCGGCGUCAAGACCAUUCGUUUCAAGAAUGAAAUGGUCCGUAACAUUACCAUCAAGCUCGGUUAUGCCAAUGCAAAGAUUUACUUGUGCAAGGAUCCUAAAUGUCCAAGACCAGAAUGCUAUACAUCACAAGGGUCUUCGCACGUGGAUCGUUUCCCAUGUGAAAUUGAAGGCUUCAGUGGUGAAUAUGAAUUGGUACGACACGUUUCUUUUGUUGACUGUCCUGGACACGAUAUUCUCAUGGCUACCAUGUUGAACGGUGCCGCAGUCAUGGAUGCCGCUUUGCUUUUGAUUGCUGGUAAUGAACCAUGUCCUCAACCACAAACAUCCGAACAUUUAGCUGCUGUAGAAAUUAUGAAAUUGAAACAUAUCAUUAUUUUACAAAAUAAGAUUGACUUGGUCAAGGAAUCUGAUGCAUUGAAUCAAUACGAUGAAAUUAAGCGUUUCGUGAAAGGAACAGUUGCCGACAGCUCUCCAAUCAUUCCAAUUUCUGCUCAAUUGAAAUACAACAUUGAUGUUGUAUGUGAACAUAUUGUGAAGCAGAUUCCAAUCCCAGUUCGUGAUUUCACAAGCUCACCAAGACUUAUUGUCAUUCGUAGUUUCGACGUUAACAAGCCAGGUGAAGCUGUUGAAAAUCUUAAAGGAGGUGUGGCUGGUGGUUCAAUUCUUCAAGGAGUCUUAAAGGUUGGAGAUGAAAUUGAAGUUCGUCCAGGUAUUGUCACAAAAGAAAAGGAUGGUACCAUCAAGUGUAGACCUAUCAAGAGCAAAAUUGUGAGUUUAUUCGCUGAAGAAAACUCGUUACAAUAUGCUGUACCAGGAGGUUUGAUUGGUGUUGGUACAAAGAUUGAUCCAACUCUUACUCGUGCCGAUCGUUUGGUUGGUCAAGUUUUGGGUGAAGUUGGUAAACUACCAGAGGUUUAUACCGAAUUGGAAAUUUCAUACUUCUUGUUGAGAAGACUUUUGGGUGUUAAGACUGACUCUGAAAAGAAGGGUAAAAUUCAAAAGUUGCAAAAGAACGAAGUUCUCAUGAUCAACAUUGGUUCAACAUCGACUGGUGGUAAAAUUGUGGCUGUUAAGGCAGACUUGACCAAGAUUGUCCUCACACAACCAGUUUGUACACAAGUAGGUGAAAAGUUGGCCCUCUCAAGAAGAGUUGAUAACCAUUGGAGAUUGAUUGGUUGGGGAAGUAUUGUCAGAUUGAGCAGUGAGCAAACAAAACAUGGAUUGGGUCUCGACAUGAGCGGCGCUUCAAUAGUCCCAGAAAGUGGCUUGAGAGGUGAUCAACAAUACGACGUCACAGCUGAAGCUGGCACCACCGAUAACACUGAAGACGAUCAAGGAGAUGACAAUGCUGGCGAUGAGGAUCAAGAAUAA
Molecule: messenger RNA, 1617 nt
Organism: Naegleria lovaniensis
Lineage: Eukaryota; Heterolobosea; Eutetramitea; Acrasida; Naegleriidae
Exons: 1
Coding region: 1-1617 (538 amino acids)
Biological process (GO): formation of translation preinitiation complex; positive regulation of translational fidelity
Cellular component (GO): eukaryotic translation initiation factor 2 complex; cytosol
Molecular function (GO): tRNA binding; translation initiation factor activity; GTPase activity
Source: RefSeq, a predicted model, not a curated record